This is a messenger RNA of Dermacentor andersoni, 6166 nucleotides long. Its product is annotated as dachshund homolog 1-like. Gene Ontology annotation, cellular component: nucleus; transcription regulator complex. The record is from RefSeq and is a predicted model, not a curated record. Gene Ontology annotation, biological process: regulation of transcription by RNA polymerase II. Gene Ontology annotation, molecular function: DNA-binding transcription factor activity, RNA polymerase II-specific; RNA polymerase II cis-regulatory region sequence-specific DNA binding. NCBI's taxonomy places the organism in Eukaryota, Metazoa, Arthropoda, Arachnida, Ixodida, Ixodidae.
UACGUGAGCGAAGACUAACUAUUUAUACAUGUGUCAGCGAGUUCACAUUGUGCCUUCAUAAGUGCCCAAUAUUGUCAUAGAUAGGCUGUUUAGAGGCAACGGUAAUAUUGUUCCGCCUUAUCUUUAUUCUUGGCCGCUGCAUUCAGUGAUUUCGAUACUUCUAAUACUACUGCUGCAAAACGUAAUUUUGACGGGUUGUGUGCUCGCACAUGCCACCUUAUACUUCCUGUCAGUUUAAUAUCUCCGUUUCCAUACAUGACACGGUCCGUGGGAAAGACCAUGUAAGAAAAUGUACUGAAGCUUCUCCUUACAUAUUUUUUUUUUUCGUGAAAUAGUCUGUGGAGCAACAGAAUAGCUUCUCACAAGGGGGUUGCUCAGCGAGAGAAUAUAAACACGAUCACGCAAGUGUAUCGCGUCCUGCGCUCGAACUUUUCUUGUUCCGGCGCUUACACAUGGCUUCGAUAUGCCAGCACCCUGUGGUAUCGCCUUCGUUUCGUGUCCCUUUCCCUAGCGCCAGUUCGCUUAUAUAUAGUUGGACCGGCGACGUUCCUUGUUCGACCACUGCAGUUAGUUCAAGCCUUCACUUUUCUGCGAAUUUCUGUCUCCUUUGCAGCGCAUUCGCAGUUGGAGAAGGAACGCCUCGGAAUACGCCCUGCCUCGCUUAAACAACAGCCUUUCCCGUUCUUCGCAUCGCCGCACGACAGGGUCCACGACCGGCGGCGGUCGCGACAAGCCUCCAAUAAGGCGGAGACAGGCACCGCUCGCAUAUCGCUAGGAAACGUCUCCAGGCGGCGCCACCAUCCGGACUGCCCUCGCCCUCUCCGAAGUCGAGAAUUCACUCUCUCCCGCGGCCCGUCCCCCGCCGUCGCCGCUCGGAGCACGCCGGUGUGAGUGCGCGCACGAUUCACUCGCGGGCCGCUUAGUCGAGUGCGGGACUCUCGCGCUGCGCCGAGUCCUCUCCGAGAAGCAUGGCAUCGACCGAUGCUGCCUCGCUGCUUCCCGAGAACCUCUCGCUGGGCGGCGGGCACCCCGCGCAGGGGUCCUCGUACCUGGGGGGCGACAGCCGGGGUUCGUCGCCCUGCGGUCCGGACCUGCCGCCGCCCCUGCCGCCGGCGUUCAACGCGGCCGCGCUCUGCGACCAGUUCUGCUCGGUGAUCAACGGCUUCCGCGGCGGACUCGACCCGCUGUCGUCGGCCGCGGCAGCGGCGGCGCGACUCAAGAGCCCAUCGCGGUCGGUCGCCGCGGACGCGACCGACUGUCGCCUCAUCGAGUACCGUGGCGAGAAGGUGGCGGCGUUCGCGUACCGCGGCGAGUAUCUGCUGUGCCUGCCGCAGGCGUUCGAGCUGUUCCUCAAGCACCUGGUUGGAGGCCUGCACACCGUUUACACCAAGCUCAAGCGGCUGGGCAUCAGCCCCAUCGUGUGCAACGUGGAGCAGGUGCGCGUGCUGCGCGGACUGGGCGCCAUCCAGCCCGGCGUGAACCGGUGCAAGCUGCUGUCGUGCAAGGACUUCGACUCGCUCUACAAGGACUGCACCACUGCCAGACAACAGACGGGAGAAGGACGAAGAGCAUCACUACCGGGUCGACCACCGAAGCGUGCCUCCCUGGUGGGCCUCGGCGGUCGCUCGGGCUACCCUCCGCUGCUCAAGCCGGGAGGCGAGAUGGACUACGACGCGGCCAUCAAGUCCGAGAACGUUCGUUGCGCGGAGGAAGCAGAACUGAACAUCCCAGCCGUGUUAUUCAAGAUGUGGAGCCAAGGUGCCCGUCCGGCGGUGCCCUCGGACAAGAUGUCGGCGAGCAGCGCGGCGGCCGCGUACCAGGCGGCGCUGGGCGUGUCAUCCAUGGAGCAGCAAGCCCUGGGCAUGCUGGGCCUGAGUGCACAUGGCGCUGCCCACCCGUCGGCCACUGCCGCUGCCGCAGCGGCCGCCGCCUACCAGAGGCACCUGCUCGCCGGGGGACUGGCGCUGCCGCUGGCCGCCGCAGGCAUGGUGCAGCUGGGACGUCCCGUCAGCGGACACGAGAAGCUCAGGCAACAGCAGCACCAACAACAACAGCAGCAGCAGCAACAGCAGCAUCAGCAGCAGCAACAACAACAAGCCCUGGCACACGGGCUGGACCUGUGCAGCCCCAGAAACAGCGACGAAUACGGCGAGAAGGAGAAGAUGCGUGGGACGGACCCGAACCGAAGAUCAAUGAGUCCAGGAUGGCCUCCGGGAGAACACGACCUUGGUUCGGCGCUCAACUUGUCUCAAAGUGGUGGAAUGCCGCCGCGUGACAGAGACUCCGCCGACGGCCACCAGAGGGCGAGGGAUGACGACGAAAUGCAGGCGGAGUCGGACUACGCCGACGACCGGGAGCAAGGCGACCUGAGCGGCGAGGACUCGGAAGCGAGCCUGUCGAGCUCCGGCGGCGGAGGCAUGAAGCGCAGCUCGUCGCAGGACGGCGAGGCGCAGCUCUUCAUGGAGCGGGCCGGUCUGCUGGCGGCACGGGGCAUGGGCUCCGUCGAGACCCUCCUGCAGAACAUCCUCGGCUUGCUCAAGGUGGCCGAGGAGAACGCCAGGCAACAGGAGCAGCAGGUCCACAUGGAGAGAGCGGAACUAAAAGUGGAAAUCCUUCGUGAGCGAGAACUCAGAGAAGGCCUUGAGAAGAAACUUCAGGAGGAACAAACCAAACGAGUGUUCUACCAGAAACGGCUUCGACGUGAGAAGCGCUGCCGGCGCCAGGUGCAAGACCAGCUGGAAGGCGAAGUCAAGAAGAGGGCCCGGUGUGAGGAAGCGCUCCGCUCCACGCUCGUGGAGUCGCAGCAGACGCCCAAAGAAACAUUGCAGGAUGAAAUCAAGAGCGAGGAUACUAUCGCCAUGGAGUCAGACAACAGUGUUAAGAGCCGAUAGGUCUAGCGACACCGACGUGCAUCCGCAGUCUAAGAGCACGCUAUGGAACUAGCCGGAGGCAGUGGCUCAUCGAGCGCGAAGGACAGCGUCGACAACGUACGAGUCUUCGAAGCGACGCCAAUUCUCCGAUCUCGUCGACAUAUCGACUGGACAGCAGUGCGUGCAGCCAUAUCAAGACUGGUUCUUGUGCGGAGACGAGCCAGUGCGUUUUCUUUUUUUUUCUUCUUCGUUUUUAUUUUUUGUUCUUGUGCGAUGGUGGUACGGACAGCGCGAGCAGUGUAUCUCUCGCCUUGCUGCUGUUGCCAUCAGAUCGGACACUCUGCAGAUACCUUGCCCACUGAGAACAUCCGGGUUCACACCGCAUAACAACGAGUUCGCUGCACCAAACGCUAUCAUCACCGCAUGAUGACUGACUGACUGACUGACGGACUUGUGUCGAUUCGCUGCUGGAACACCGGGGCGAAUAGCUGACUCUGUCGCCCGCAGUGAACUCUUGGUGUGUUCGUGUGUGUGUGUGUCAACUUGGAGUAAGCGUCACGCUGCCUUGGUCAAAAGAGGCCGGAAAAUGCGUGAUCCGCUAUAGCUGAGAGUAGAGGGCGUUGUUCACAGUUGUGUGCGUUGGUCAAUAUAGCGAAGGUCUACUGUAGCGCUUAUAAAAGACGUAAAAGACACAUUAUGAGCUAACUUAAGCAUACGUUCUGUCACUCGCACUAAGGGUUAAGCAGCGAGAACAGUUCGCGGCGCGUGACACAAGUGCGUGUUUACGGAGCCAACGUCACCUCGAGACGCACCACCGAUUCUUGGACAAUUUUCACUCGCGAAAUACCUAACAUACGAACGGUAUGAGGCCCGCAAACGCGAGCGGUGUGGCGGCAUGCAGUAUUUGACCGCACAUUCGAUUGCAGAUCACGUGUUUGUGUGUGCUGUAACAACUCUCGAUUGUGUCUGCACGGUGUUCCACUGGUCGUGAAACUUGACGAGGGCUUAACAAAGACAAAGAAGUAGAGUAGUUAUAUACUGCACUGUGUUUCGACGUGGAGGCGUUUCAUUUUCGCCAUGAGACACUUGCCGUAAAGGCAUGUGCAUUUUUUUGCCGGUGACCCAAGCAGAAUAUCUAGCUUGGACAAUAAUUUGUAUAUUUAUUCUCUCCGUAUUCCUCGCUGGAUUCUAAGAGCGAAUACUUGAGUCACGUAUAGAACUUCGAGAUGUUCAACGUUGCGCUGGCAUCGCUGAAGUGUGUAGUAAGGCCAACUGGUUUUCAUGUGUGUGUCUGUUCUGUUUGUGUUCAGUGUUCUAUAAACCUUGAGAAUCUGAAACACGGACUCGAGUUAAGUGCUGAAUGCUUUGUACUCACAGAAAAGAAAACAAUGCUGGCUGAACACACUUUCCAUGCUUAGAAACACUGAGUACAACGAAUAAGCAGGCCACGUAUAAAGUAGCAGUAUUAUAGCGGAAAUGAGCAGUGUGUUUUCACAAUUAAAUGUGAAUGUGUUUAAAAAUAACUAACAAGACAUCCACCGGUGUUUCAUGCACCUAUGUGUUAGUGGUCGUGGCUACAGUGCUGCAGACCGAAGCACGGGAUGCUGAGGACUCCACGUACUCACUCACUGCUUAUGGAACCUUUAUGCGAUACGCAAUAGGCCAAUAACCUGUCAAUAGACAGCACUGCAACUCAGUUGUAUCUUGACCCAGUCUCAAUGCUAUUAAGUUGCAGCAAAUCCUCCAAUUCGCGCUUGCUGUAGGUUGAGCAGAGGUCAACCAUAGUUCUUAUAUUCGUUUGUGGAUAGUUAAGCUGACUUGUGCUGCUGCCGUUAGCCCAAGAAGUACGCCUAGGAAGUGCUGGAAGAAUGGAAGGCUAUUAUCAACAUUGCCAUUGAAACAUCAGCCUUGAGCUGCUUAUCUUUCCGCCGAAUUCGCCCUUGGCCCGUUAGAUCCGUGAUUCCUGGUAUCGAAACAUGGAAUAUUCGAUAAAUAUUUUCAUACGUGAAAAUGAUUGCGCUUGCAGCGCCACACUUUCUUUUUUUUUUUUUUUUUUGCGCGUGUGUCCCAAGUUUUCCGGUGGACAGAUAAUGCUGUAUCGCGAACAGUAGUCACCUUGAGUCGUUUCAUUUCUCUAACAGCAAGCUAUACAGCUUGCGGAGCCUUGUGAAAGUCACGCGCACUUAGAUUUAUGAACACGUUAAAGCCUUUCAGGUUUAUAAAACGAACCCGGAGCUCUCCGAUAUAGCGCCCUCUCAUAUGGUGCCUGUUGCAUACCUUUUAAACUUAAAAGACCCCACAAGUGAACUAGUUGGAAACAGAAAAGACUUACCUGCCGAACUCUCUCCGUAAUAACUUGCUACUUCACACGUAACGGCGUAAGAAGGCUACGUGAGCUCCAUCGCAACUUUGGCAAUUUCAAGCGCACAGUGAAGCUAUCAUCGUACGUAGGAACAUCGUUUAGAUGCUCUGUACCAUCAAGCAUCACUAUAAAUUGAAACAAGAACAGGAAAUAACUGACCAGAACACCUGUUAGAGCAAUAAUUAUAUGAAUGGGCAAAAUGUACUUCCGCUCUGCAGCUAGUUUCUAAACGUGGAGCAGUCCCGAGUGUACGUUUCUUUCUUUAUUUUUUUUUUUUUAGUCUGAAUUUGACCAGUGUUACAAAAACUGGUGAACGUGGAAGCGGAACAAUACAUUGGAGUAGUUCCGGAAUUGUUCGCGUUUGUAUUUGUGGCAUUUUAUGCCUAUAGUACUUGAGAAACGGAGCGCUGCACUGGCAGACACUGAGAAUAGAGCGUCCAUUCAUCUUUACCUAUAGUUCCUCUCCGCUCCCCUGCAUGACGGAUACUGACAUUGUAGUAGCAACUGCUACAGGCGGUGACUGAGGCAGAGAAAGAAGCGCGGUGGCGCAGAAUGCACGUACAAGCCACACCGCAAAGGUUCGGUAAAAAAAAAAGAAACGUUCAACUUCGAUUCUCAGUUCUCGUCUCUGCCUCGCCCCACCGUAGUUGCAGUUUCAGCCACCGCUAGGCGGUAGCCACUACAACUUUUUUAACCAACCCAUCACCACAAUUCGUAAGAAAAUAACUCGAUCUCGACACCUCCCCCCUCCCCCGCCUCCCCCACUUUUCCAGCCUAGGCGGCCAGAAAUGAGCCACGGAUAACUUGAGUUCGCGGCGAGGUUCGCGGCACCCGGCCCUUUGUAGCACGCAAGGAUAUCUGGUACAUGACUUUCACAGCAAGCAUGACUCAGUGCUUCAGUGGGAACAGGACAAUAAAAGUGAAACAGACUUGA